UCUGUCAAGUUCCUUUUCUCUAAUAUCAUGUCCAAGGAACGGGCAAACGGUGACACGCCCACCAGUGUCCCGGGGUGUGGCAACAGACCUUUAACGCGGCCCGCGCACGCACUCACCUGGGAAGACGUUGCUACUGAGUUAAAUGCAAACCCCAAAAAUGGUCUGUCGGCGUCCGAAGCAGAGGCUCGUAUAGACCAGUAUGGUCCGAAUGAUAUCGGGGCUGUAUCAUCUACGGAACCGCUUGAGAUCCUGAUCAAGCAGAUUGCGAAUGCAAUGACUUUGAUUUUAAUCAUGGCUACGGGCGUGAGUUUCGGCAUCCAGGCGUGGAUAGAAGGGGGUGUCCUUGCUGCCGUGGUGGUGCUUAAUAUUGUCGUUGGAUUUGUGCAGGAAUUCCAAGCGGGCAAGACAAUGGAUUCCCUGCGGACUUUGAGCUCGCCGAGUGCAAGUGUUUAUCGGGAUGGACAGGUUCAUAGUAUCCAGACAUCGAAUCUGGUCCCGGGAGAUCUCGUUGAAGUUUUGACAGGGAACACAGUUCCCGCUGAUAUAAGAAGUUUAAGAAUCAUAGAAGCGGUCAAUUUUGAAACGGACGAAGCUUUACUCACCGGAGAGUCCUUACCAGUUCGCAAAGCUGCCAACGACAUGUUUCACGAUGACACCGGGCCUGGAGACCGUCUGAAUAUCGCUUAUGCCUCGUCUACAGUAACAAAGGGCCGCGCAAGAGGUGUAGUAUUUGGAUCAGGAAUGCACACUGAAAUAGGGUCCAUUGCUGCGGCUCUACGAGAGAACAAGUCUGGCGGACUGGAGGUUAAGCGCAGAGCUGAUGGGUCAGCAAGCCCAGCAGCCUACGUGAUGGCCUUUACGUACCUGGUCGGGAACAUCAUUGGCAAUAUCCUCGCGGAAGUUAUCAAGACUUGCGAUGUUCCUCUUCUUUACAGCGGUUAUUUGUGCUAUCAUCGUCCUCGGGGCGAAUACGUUUGA
Molecule: messenger RNA, 978 nt
Organism: Aspergillus versicolor CBS 583.65
Lineage: Eukaryota; Fungi; Ascomycota; Eurotiomycetes; Eurotiales; Aspergillaceae
Exons: 4
Coding region: 28-978 (316 amino acids)
Biological process (GO): calcium ion transmembrane transport; intracellular calcium ion homeostasis
Cellular component (GO): plasma membrane
Molecular function (GO): P-type calcium transporter activity
Source: RefSeq, a predicted model, not a curated record